Zingiber officinale is the source of this 1506-nucleotide messenger RNA. RefSeq lists its product as uncharacterized. The record is from RefSeq and is a predicted model, not a curated record. The coding region runs from base 430 to 1353 and encodes 307 amino acids. The transcript is spliced from 10 exons. Lineage: Eukaryota; Viridiplantae; Streptophyta; Magnoliopsida; Zingiberales; Zingiberaceae.
AUUUAUCCGUUGAGAGAAGGCGGCGACCGUUAGCUUGACGUUAAAAAUUGACGGGGGCUGUGGUCGAACUGAACCGGUUCGAAAUUCCGGUUUGACCGAUUUUGAUGAAAGGGUUUAAUUGUUGGAAGAGUCCUCUCCGCUCCACCUUUGCUGGGCGCCGACCCUCUGUGGUUUCCUCGCGUCGUCGUAGCCGUCUUCGCCGGGCGCCACAUCGCCGGUGGCUUCCUCCGGUGUCGGGGAGGAUACAGAGUCCGGCAAGAAGAUCUGACUGCGGACGGGAAGCGAGUUUCACUUCCUUCUCCCUUGUGCGGGCCAUUGAUUGAGAUAUUUGGCAGCGUAGCGUCUUCUUUCUCGACACCAACCUGGAAAAUAGCUUUGUGUCUUGCCAUUUCCUUGGGCACCUAAGGUGAGCUCACAAAAGCAGGGACAAUGGCGAAGAGUAAAGCAGUAGCCCUCACCUUCGCCGAGAGAUGCAAGAACAUUGUGGCAGUGAACUGGCAAGCACACUUGAACACCAUCAAAGCCGAUGCCAAAGGAAGCAAGCAGGAGAUUUACACAUCUAAGGUUCACUAUAUAUCGAAACGGGGAAAACCAUAUAUUUGGGUGCAAGAAAGUGAUUUGCAUAACAUGAAUGCUAUUAUUGAUGAACGUGCUUCUCUCUCUGUGAGCAGCAUCAUUCCGGGUCCACUUACACAGUUGCUUAAAUCCCUAAAGAAGUUCCCAGCUCGAGUUGCUUUGACUGGUGAUAUCAAACUUAUUGAAGACGAUAAGGCCCAAGUUGUUGUGGAAAGUCUUGCAAAAUCGGUUGUAUCCGAACAUGAAACAGUCGACCAAUCUAGUUAUUCAGUUUCUUCCUUACUGAGUGCUGCCGGUACCAGUUGCGGAUCAAGAAGUGAGCACCUACAGUGGUUAUUGAAGGAAAAUAGCAACUACAAUAUUUAUAAAUUCAAUAUAAGAUCAUGUAGCUAUCUUGAUGGUAAUGGGGGAGCUCAUGAUGUGGAACUGAAUGAGGUUGAAGUACCUAAAGUAGAUCGCUUAUUGCCAUUUUCUGAGAAGAUAAUUGAUGGAAUCAACCAAAGCCAAGCAAGGCGCAGAGCUUUGAUGCUAUUCUGUUUGGAGUACUAUAAUACAAUGGCAAGGGACGCUUUCAUUCUCUCGAUCGACCACAAAGGAUUCGACAUCCUCGCAAAAGUAACCGAGGGCGUGACUAGCAGCAGCGUAAACUAUCGAUGGAAGGAGUUCAGGUUCACUUUCAAAGAGGAGGCACAGGACAUGGAAGCCUUCUGCAACAUGCUGGUUGAGUUGGAGGAGGAAGCUCUUCGAAGAGUCAAAACUUACAGCGGCUUAGGUUGAAAGUGUACUCAGAUCGCCAAGCUAUUGAUCAUAAUUCAGCCAGAUUAUCACAUUUCGACACUUCCUAGAUACUGGGAGGUGAAGACAAAGAUUUCAUUGUUAAGUUUAGAUCCUAACGAACUGUAGUGGAAUGGAAUGGAACCCUUUAGACAA